This is a messenger RNA of Drosophila teissieri, 839 nucleotides long. RefSeq lists its product as uncharacterized. The transcript has 5 exons. NCBI's taxonomy places the organism in Eukaryota, Metazoa, Arthropoda, Insecta, Diptera, Drosophilidae. The record is from RefSeq and is a predicted model, not a curated record. Bases 99 to 668 code for a protein of 189 amino acids.
UAACGCAACGAUUUCAGUGUCUAGCUGAGUAAAUUUUGUUUUGGAAACCUGGUUCGAAAUUGUUACAAUUGUAGGGCUCAGUUAUAAAGUCAGUUACAAUGGCCGAUUUCCAUGAGCUUAUUGUGACUUGCAUUAUUUUCCUCUACCAGAUUACUUUGAUUAUCCGAUCAAUCCACCCCUUAAAGAAGGACGCUAUGUUGCUCAUUUUGCACAACUUUUUGCUCUACUAUGUGAUCAAUAUGUUCAAGCACUUGGCCCAGGCGUCGAUUAACUCGGACGGACCGGUGAACACAUUCUACUACGUACCACUGGUGUAUGAGGAAAGCAUUGCUUCGGGACGCCAUCAGAGUUGGCACGAGGUCCUUGGGACGUCCACGUGGCACUUCUUUGAGGUCCUUUUUAGGCAUCAUCUGGCGCUGCUGUUGCCAUUUAAUUUGGCUCUCCUGGUGCCCCGCUGCAAGCUGGCCUUCAUUAGCACACUGGUUCUGUUGUCCAACUUCGUGCUGUUCGCCUGUUUCGCCUUGGCCAUUUGUCAGCUGCUGUUGGUCCAUGGCCACGCCCACAGCCUGCGCCUCCUCACGGUCCUGUGCCUGGGCCCCGUUUGCCAAGUGGUCCUGGUGGGCCGCCUCCUCGGACGCAUGUGGCUCAGUCAGUGGAUUCUUGUUUGAGGCAUGAAAUUUGAUUUGCCGGCACUGAUUGCUGGCCAAAAGCCACACCCCCAUCCCCCAUCCAUCGUAAUCAGCGCCACAGAAGUUUAGCAACAGCAGCAGUAGCAGUAGCAGGAGAAGGAGCAGGAGCAGGAGCAGCGGCAAAUCAAAGCAAUAAACCAACUGAACCCA